Messenger RNA from Ilex paraguariensis (yerba mate), 348 nucleotides. The record is from the annotation of a GenBank genome assembly. Lineage: Eukaryota; Viridiplantae; Streptophyta; Magnoliopsida; Aquifoliales; Aquifoliaceae.
AUGCUAUCAGGCAACCCGACCCUAAAGCCUGUAGGGCUAAUGGGCGCUUACCACACCAUGUGGCAAGCUGGGUUGCUCAUUAACCUUGCGGGCUGUCAGGCCACGUCUGUUGGUAACAAAUAUGGAGGACUUGCGCCAAAGAAGAAGCCAUUGAUCUCAAAGGACCAUGAACGUGCCUUUUUUGAUUCAGCAGAUUGGGCCUUAUGCAAGCAAGGUGCAGGAGUGAAUCCAAAAUCAACUGUGGCCAUAGAGACAUUGCGACCAAAAUUACAGAGAACGCCUCACCAACAACUACCCCCUCGGAGACCUGCUUGCACAUCUGGAAGGGACAGUCUUGUGAGUUCCUAA